AUGGAACUCGAAAUAUCCCUUACUGCCAUGUCACUUCAAGACAUUACAGUCUAUUGUUUUGUCUCUCUCACUGUGUGUGUUUCUUUCUGUCGCUCUCUCUCUCUUUCUUUGUCGCUCUCUCUCUCUUUCUUUGUCGCUCUCUCUCUCUUUGUCGCUCUCUCUCUCUUUGUCGCUCUCUCUCUUUCUUUGUCGCUCUCUCUCUCUUUCUUUGUCGCUCUCUCUCUUUCUUUGUCGCUCUCUCUCUCUUUCUUUGUCGCUCUCUCUCUCUUUCUUUGUCGCUCUCUGUCUCUCUUUGUCGCUCUCUGUCUCUUUUGUCGCUCUCUGUCUCUCUUUGUCGCUCCAUGUCUCUCUUUGUCGCUCCAUGUCUCUCUUUGUCGCUCUCUGUCUCUCUUUGUCGCUCUCUGUCUCUCUCUGUCUUUGUCGCUCUCUGUCUCUCUUUGUCGCUCUCUGUCUCUCUUUGUCGCUCUCUGUCUCUCUUUGUCGCUCUCUGUCUCUCUUUGUCGCUCUGUCUCUCUUUGUCGCUCUCUGUCUCUCUUUGUCGCUCUCUGUCUCUCUUUGUCGUCUCUGUCUCUCUUUGUCGCUCUCUGUCUCUCUUUGUCGCUCUCUGUCUCUUUUGUCGCUCUCUGUCUCUCUUUGUCGCUCUCUGUCUCUCUUUGUCGCUCUCUGUCUCUCUUUGUCGCUCUCUGUCUCUCUUUGUCGCUCUCUGUCUCUCUUUUGUCGCUCUCUGUCUCUCUUUGUCGUCGUCUCUCUUUGUCUCUCUUUUUGUCGCUCUCUGUCUCUCUUUGUCGCUCUCUGUCUCUCUUUGUCGCUCUCUGUCUCUCUUUGUCGCUCUCUGUCUCUCUUUGUCGCUCUCUGUCUCUCUUUGUCGCUCUCUGUCUCUCUUUGUCGCUCUCUGUCUCUCUUUGUCGCUCUCUGUCUCUCUUUGUCGCUCUCUUCUCUUUGUCGCUCUCUGUCUCUCUUUGUCGCUCUCUGUCUCUCUUUGUCGCUCUCUGUCUCUCUUUGUCGCUCUCUGUCUCUCUCUCUUUGUCGCUCUCUGUCUCUCUUUGUCGCUCUCUGUCUCUCUUUGUCGCUCUCUGUCUCUCUUUGUCGCUCUCUGUCUCUCUUUGUCGCUCUCUGUCUCUCUUUGUCGCUCUCUGUCUCUUUUGUCGCUCUCUGUCUCUCUUUGUCGCUCUCUGUCUCUCUUUGUCGCUCUCUGUCUCUCUUUGUCGCUCUCUGUCUCUCUUUGUCGCUCUCUGUCUCUCUUUGUCGCUCUCUGUCUCUCUUUGUCGUCUCUGUCUCUCUUUGUCGCUCUCUGUCUCUCUUUGUCGCUCUCUGUCUCUCUUUGUCGCUCUCUGUCUCUCUUUGUCGCUCUCUGUCUCUCUUUGUCGCUCUCUGUCUCUCUUUUGUCGCUCUCUGUCUCUCUUUGUCGCUCUCUGUCUCUCUUUGUCGCUCUCUGUCUCUCUUUGUCGCUCUCUGUCUCUCUUUGUCGCUCUCUGUCUCUCUUUGUCGCUCUCUGUCUCUCUUUGUCGCUCUCUGUCUCUCUUUGUCGCUCUCUGUCUCUCUUUGUCGCUCUCUGUCUCUCUUUUGUCGCUCUCUGUCUCUCUUUCGCUCUCUCUCUGUCUCUCUUUGUCGCUCUCUUUUGUCGCUCUCUGUCUCUCUUUGUCGCUCUCUGUCUCUCUUUGUCUCUUUCUCUUUGUCGCUCUCUGUCUCUCUUUGUCGCUCUCUGUCUCUCUUUGUCUCUUUCUCUUUGUCGCUCUCUGUCUCUCUUUGUCUCUUUCUCUUUGUCGCUCUCUGUCUCUCUUUGUCUCUUUCUCUUUGUCGCUCUCUGUCUCUCUUUGUCUCUUUCUCUUUGUCGCUCUCUGUCUCUCUUUGUCUCUUUCUCUUUGUCGCUCUCUGUCUCUCUUUGUCUCUUUCUCUUUGUCGCUCUCUGUCUCUCUCUCUGCCUGCCUCUCUCUCUCUCUCCGCCUUUUCAUCUGGGGAUCAAAUGCAUACGCGUUAAUUUCAAAGAAGCCGACACUUAUCUCCCCCCCUCCCCACAAGUACUCCCCGCCACUUCCCUCGCCGCAUCGCCCUCUGAUCCAUUUCAGGGAAACGGCUUUCGUCUACGCCAUUACGGCAGCAGGUGUCACCUAUUCAGUAACCCAAGCCUGUAGUGCUGGUUCCCUGUUGCAGUGCACUUGUGACCGCAACCACAUUCGCGACAAAUCGACUGACGGCCAGUGGUCUUGGGGCGGCUGUGGGGAUGACGUUAAUUUUGGUUAUCUGAAAUCUAAGGAAUUCAUGGACGCUCGUAAGAAAAGGCGCUGUGAUAUCACUACCAAAAUACGAAUGCAUAACAAUGAAGCCGGAAGACUGGCUGUGAAAAAUUACAUGAGACGUGUAUGCAAGUGUCACGGCUUAUCUGGUUCCUGUACUUUACAAACAUGCUGGCGAAAGAUGCCGUUUUUCCGGCAUGUUGGUAACAGACUGAAAGAGAAGUUUAAAGGUGCUGCAAAGGUGAUAAUCUCCAAUGAUGGCUUGCACGUCAUACCUGAAGGCGACACCAUCAAGAAACCAGACGUGACAGACUUAAUCUAUUCGGAGAACUCUCCAGACUUCUGCCGUCCAAGCCGGAAAGCUGGAUCCCUAGGUACAAAAGAUCGAAUAUGCGACAUAUACUCAAAGGGUGUUGGCGGUUGCGAAGUCCUUUGUUGCAAUCGUGGUUACAAGAAAGGCUUCGUCACUCUGCGAGAAAACUGCAAAUGUCGAUUCAUUUGGUGCUGUGACGUCAUCUUUCUGAAAAGAAACGUUCUUUCUUUUCUCUCUCAUUUACGUAUAUGCAUUCAUAUUCUCUUGAAAGCCGACAAGUACAGAUAUGAACAGGCUAACUCUGUUCAUAUCUGUCUUAGUCUGUUCAUAUCUAUCUAUCUAUCUAUCUAUCUAUCUAUCUAUCUAUCUAUUCUUCUGUUCUUAACUAUCUAUCACAGUAUCUAUCUAUCAACCUGUUUCUAUUUGUCUGUUUCUGGCUAUUCAUCUAUCUAUCUAUCUAUCUAUCUAUCUAUCUAUCUAUCUAUCUAUCUAUCUAUCUUAUUUUAUUCUUAUCUGUCACAGACACUUCCAUCUAUCUAUCUAUCUAUCUAUCUAUCUAUCUAUCUAUCUAUCUAUCUCAGACUGUUCAUAUCUAUCUAUCUAUCUAUCUAUCUAUCUAUCUAUCUAUCUAUCUAUCUCAUUCUGUUCUUAACUAUCUAUCACAGUAUCUAUCUAUCUCAACCUGUUUCUAUUUGUCUGUUUCUGGCUAUCUAUCUAUCUAUCUAUCUAUCUAUCUAUCUAUCUAAUUUUAUUCUUAUCUGUCACAGACACUUCCAUCUAUCUAUCUAUCUAUCUAUCUAUCUAUCUAUCUAUCUAUCUCAGACUGUUCAUAUCUAUCUAUCUAUCUAUCUAUCUAUCUAUCUAUCUAUCUAUCUAUCUCAUCUAUCUAUCUAUCUAUCUAUCUAUCUAUCUAUCUAUCUAUCUCAGACUGUUCAUAUCUAUCUAUCUAUCUAUCUAUCUAUCUAUCUAUCUAUCUAUCUAUCUAUCUAUCUAUCUCAGUCUGUUCAUAUCUAUUUCCGCCUGUUCAUAUCUAUCUAUCUAUCUAUCUAUCUAUCUAUCUAUCUAUCUAUCUAUCUAUCUUAG
Acanthosepion pharaonis is the source of this 3630-nucleotide messenger RNA. Lineage: Eukaryota; Metazoa; Mollusca; Cephalopoda; Sepiida; Sepiidae. The record is from the annotation of a GenBank genome assembly.